Molecule: messenger RNA, 453 nt
Organism: Diuraphis noxia (Russian wheat aphid)
Lineage: Eukaryota; Metazoa; Arthropoda; Insecta; Hemiptera; Aphididae
Source: RefSeq, a predicted model, not a curated record
AUGGUGAAUAAGUGCAGCGUGAUUCGUUGCAAAACCCUGUAUUCAAAGGAAAAAGUUUUAUUACACAGGUUUCCGAUAUUAAAACCAAAGAAUCUACCAAUCUGGAUAGCUUUCACCGGUAGAGGAAAUAAUUGGAGACCUGGCAAGAGUAGUAGAAUGUGUGGCAAUCAUUUUCUUAAAUCUGACUACGUAAUUGAUCACAAAAAACAUGUUUUGAAGAUAACAGCAGUCCCAACAAUUGAAUAUCGUGAAAUGUCUAAAAAAAGGAAACGAAAAUCAGAUAAAAAUGUGGAUCAAACGAAUAUACUUUUGAACGUUGAGCCAGAGGAAAUAAGUGAUACAGAUUUUGAAGUUGCGGAAGAAGACUAUAAUGAUUUAAACAAAUAUAUUAUUGUACAUCAAAAUGAUGAGGUUAUACAAUAUGAUAGUAUUGAGGAUCAAGAAUAUUACUGA